Molecule: messenger RNA, 1164 nt
Organism: Pestalotiopsis fici W106-1
Lineage: Eukaryota; Fungi; Ascomycota; Sordariomycetes; Amphisphaeriales; Sporocadaceae
Exons: 3
Coding region: 1-1164 (387 amino acids)
Biological process (GO): small GTPase-mediated signal transduction
Molecular function (GO): GTP binding; GTPase activity
Source: RefSeq, a predicted model, not a curated record
AUGAACACGCCUGAUCCCCCAUCACCGGAGCAUGGCUCAUCGCCGGUUCCUGGCAGAGAAGCAUUCGACCUCAAGCAUCCAGACCCGCUGCGAAUGCAUCCAGUCGGAGUAUGUACGCCUCCCCAGUACACGCUUCCCAAGCCGCCACCUCCCCCCAAGUUCACUCCGCCCACCGCCAGAAACUUCUCAUUCUCUGUCUCCGGACUCUGGAAGUCGAACGGAAACAUGCUACGCUGGAUCACCGAGGUGCCGAGUGUUCAUCAGGGUCUAAACGAACAGCUUCCCGACACCCCCUCGCAGAAGCACCCACUGAAUCAUGAUGAUGCCCCCGGCGGCCACGAGGGUGGCCAGCAUCGGAACAAGAAGGCCAAGCUCGCCCAGGGUGCUUCCACCGCACGUCGUCGAGACCGUAUUCUCAGCUCGACCGUCGAUGCUGCUCGUAGACUGUCCAGUGGUUUUCACAACAUGUUCAGCUCUCGCCCCAGCAGUGGACAAAUUCUCGAGGACUUUGCCACCUUGAACAUUGCAUCACCUGCCGGAGCUCCCUCGACCCCGCGUCCUCGUGAGAAAAUGAGAUUUGCUGUCAUUGGCGACGGCAACUCUGGUAAGACUUGCAUGCUCCUCCGCUGGUACUACGGAGUGUUCAACAGCAACUGGUAUCCGACCCACUACGACCUCUUCAACCGAAGCUACCCCGUCGACGGCAGGAACACCGACCUCGAGAUCUGGGACAUGGCCGGCCGCGCCGACCUGCACCAGCUGGCUCUGCUGUCUUACCUGCACUGGGACGGAAUCUUCCUCUGCUUCAGCGUAAACAAUGAUCGCAAGUUCAACAACGCCCAGACUCGCUGGAUCAACGAGAUUCAUAUGCACUGCCCCGGUAUUCCCAUUUUCCUCGUGGGCCUCAAGAUUGACACUCGCCUUGGAAACGGCCGCUGGGCACCUCUCUUUGGCCCGAUCGAUACUCGCGUCAGCAUCUCAGAGGGUGAGGCCGCUGCUGCCAGCAUUGGUGCUGUUCGAUACCUGGAAUGCUCGGCCAAGACCAACGAGGGUGUCAAUCAGGUCUUUGACGAGGUCAUCCGCACAAUCCGACAAUUGAGAUCUGGCAGGGCCCCUGUUCAGGAGAGACGGGGUAUGACUUUGGGAGACCUCAUGUGCUUCUGA